Messenger RNA from Chelonia mydas (Green sea turtle), 1203 nucleotides. RefSeq lists its product as uncharacterized. The record is from RefSeq and is a predicted model, not a curated record. The coding region runs from base 511 to 1188 and encodes 225 amino acids. The transcript is spliced from 2 exons. NCBI's taxonomy places the organism in Eukaryota, Metazoa, Chordata, Testudines, Cheloniidae.
ACCAUUAGCACAGUCCACCAUCAUAUGCAACCGGGCAGAGUCCACCAUCACAAGAGACCACGCAGACUCGGAUUCAUAGACGAGCUCCAGCAUGGUCCGAACGGUCACUGCAUGUUGGGGAGACAAAUUUGUUAUGGCAGAAGUACAUUCCAAAAAAAGAAACGCAAAUACGUACGCUAAAGUCUCCAGGGCCAUGACGGAAAGAGGCUACUCCAGGGACACAGAGCAAUGCCGUACAAAAAUCAAGGAGCUCAGGCAAAUGUUCCAAAAAGCCAGGGAGGCGAACGGGCACUCUGGGUCACAGCCCCAUACAUGCCACUUCUACCAUGAGCUGCAUGCAAUUAUAGGGGGUGACGCCACCAGUACCCCACUACUGUCCGUGGACACCUGCAAGGGGGGAGUUGCACGGAGCGAGGAGGAUGAGUUAUUGGAGGAUGAAGAGGAGGAGGAGGACAGUGCACAGGCGGCAAGUGGAGAACCCGUUUUUCCCCUAGACAGGAACUAUUCUUAAUGCUGGACCCAAUAGCCUCCCCCCACUCCCAAUGCGGGCUCCUGGACCAUGACCCUGGAGAAGGCACUUCUGGUGCAAAUGUUUCAACAUGGCUCCCAUCUACUCCAUCCCAGAGGCUGGUCCAGAUUAAAAGGUGGAAAAAACGAAGUCAGGACGACAUGUUCGCCGAGCUCAUGCAGUCCUCCCGCACUGAUAGGGCCCAGCUGAAUGCAUGGAGGCAAACAAUUGCCGAGUCCCGUAAAGCGUUACAUGAACACAAAGAGAGGAGGCACAUGCGCGAUGAGAGCAGGCAGGAUGCUAUGGUCAAGCUCAUGGGGGAGCAAACUGACAUGCUCUGCUGUAUGGUGGCUCUAAUGCGGGAAAGGCAGCAAGACCACAGAUUGCCUCUGCAGCGCCUGUAUAACCAUCCUCCCUCCUCCCCAAGUUCCAUAGCCUCUUCACCCAGACGUCCAGGAACAUGGCGGGGGGAGGCUACGGGGACCCACACACUCAACCCCAGAGGAUUGCACAAGCAGCAGAAAGCUGGCAUAUCCGAAGUUUUGAUUUGGUUUCUGGACUUGUCAUUCCCUCCUCCUCCACCCCCCUCCCCCAGUUACCCCUUCACCCACCCACCCCCCGGUGUACCUUCUUAUUUCUCUCAGUGUGUUGUGCAACAAAUAAUAAAGAACAGUUUUUAAACAAUUGUGACUUUA